Molecule: messenger RNA, 2004 nt
Organism: Lolium perenne
Lineage: Eukaryota; Viridiplantae; Streptophyta; Magnoliopsida; Poales; Poaceae
Product: F-box protein At1g47056
Biological process (GO): SCF-dependent proteasomal ubiquitin-dependent protein catabolic process
Cellular component (GO): SCF ubiquitin ligase complex
Molecular function (GO): protein binding
Source: RefSeq, a predicted model, not a curated record
AGCAUUUAACCGGAUUUAAUCAGACUUGCGUUGCGUCCGUAGCACCCUCCAUUGCUUCCUCAAUCUCCCACCCAACCCCAACGCCUCCGCCGUAGAUCCGCCACCAUGGGCCAGUGCCCCUCCGCCCCUCGCCGCCACCACCACCGCAACCCCUCCCCGCCGCCCUCCCCCGCCGCGCAGCCGACCUCGCCUCGCUUCUCCGAUGCCGCCGCCGCCGCCGCCGACGACGCGGCGCCGGAGCCGGACUACACCGCCGAGCUCCCGGAGGAGCUCCUGGCCGUGGUCUUCGGCCUCCUGGGCUCCGGCGACCGCAAGCGCUGCUCCCUCGUCUCCCGCCGCUGGCUCGCCGCCGAGGCCGCCUCGCGCCUGCGCCUGGCGCUCGACGCGCGGGCCCCGCUCCUCGCCGCCGCCCCGGGGCUCCUCGCCCGCUUCUCCGCCGUCUCCAAGCUCGCGCUCAAGUGCGACCGCCGCGCCGAGAGCGUCGGCGACCCGGCCCUGGUCCUCGUCGCGCGCCGCCUCGGCCCGGGCCUGCGCCGCCUCAAGCUGCGCUCCCUCCGCGCCGUCACCGACGACGGCGUCCACGCGCUCGCCGCCGCCGCCGUCAACCUCCGCAAGCUCUCCGUCGGCUCCUGCGCCUUCGGCGCCCGGGGCAUCGAGGCGGUGCUCCGCUCCUGCACCCAGCUCGAGGAGCUCUCCGUCAAGCGCCUCCGGGGCCUCGCCAGCUCCGACCCCAUCACCGUCCCCGGCCCGCGCCUCCAGUCCCUCUCCAUGAAGGAGCUCUACAACGGGCAGCACUUCUCCUGCCUCAUCACGCACUCGCCCAACCUCAGAACCCUCAAGAUCAUCCGCUGCUCCGGCGACUGGGACCCUGUACUCCAAACAAUCCCCAACGACUCUACCCUAUCCGAGCUCCACCUCGAGAAGCUGCAGGUCAGCGACCUCGGCGUGGCCGCGCUGUGCGGCCUGGAGGUCCUCUACCUCGCCAAGGCACCCGAGGUCACCGACGUCGGGCUGGCCGCGCUCGCCACCAAAUCCCCCCGCCUGCGCAAGCUGCACGUUGACGGAUGGAAGGCGAACCGGAUCGGCGACCGCGGGCUGGCCACCGUGGCGCAGAAAUGCGCUUCCUUGCAAGAAUUAGUCCUCAUCGGCGUGAAUUUGACGUCGGCCAGCCUCGAGCUGAUCGCCGCCAACUGCCCCGCUCUCGAGCGGCUCGCGCUGUGCGGGUCCGACACGUUUGGGGACGCCGAGAUCUCGUGCGUCGCCACCAAGUGCGCUUCGCUGCGCAAGCUCUGCAUCAAGGCGUGCCCUGUUUCCGACGCUGGGAUGGAUAAGCUCGCCGCGGGAUGCCCGCGCCUCGUCAAGGUGAAGGUGAAGAAGUGCCGAGGGGUCACGUUCGAGUGUGCCGAGCGGCUUCGUGCGAGCCGGCAUGGAGCCCUUGCCGUGAAUUUUGACACGCCGGGCGGCGCCGGCGAGUUGCAGGAUGCUAGCGUUGAUGAGAGCGGUGUGCUGGAGAAUGCUGGGAGCGAUGCGGUACAGGAUGACUUUGAUGAUCAGAUAGGGGUCCCUGACCUUCUGUGUGGCAGCAGUGGCAGGCCAUCGGGUUGGAAAGCACGGAUGGGCGCUGUGAUCUCCAGGAGCUUGUCGGUUUCCAUGUUUCGGAGGCGUCCGCGGGGGAUCUCCUAUAACCCAUGAGUUUCAUAAAGAGUUGUGUGCUAUUGUUGCUCCUUUAGCCCUUUGAUUCUUUUAGUAUGUUUGUUGCAUUAGUUGAUGUUGUUGUUCGUUGCCAUUGAUGUUUUCAAUUUUUUUCUGAAUUCUUCUACCAUGUUGGUUGUCCCUGAUGCUCAUAGAGAAUUCAGUUUAUGUUAGUACAUGAUAGUUUGUCUGGAGGGCACUUAUUAUUUUGUCUUGCUCUUUGUAGUAGCGGAGAUUGUACAAUGUAAUAUCUUAAAUAGGAUCAUUUUUUGGAUUGAAAAAUAAUGAUGUGACAAAGACAUGGUCUUCAAA